AAUAGCAAAAUUCUAGAAAGAGAAAACACAUACAAUAAUGUCAUCUUGGUUCUCUCUUCCCAAAAAUCCUUUCAAAUCCGACGACGACGACGAUGAUGACGUCAUCACCGGCGGCGAGAAACCGUCGGAUCCGAAUUCGUCCGGCAUAAAAGAAGAUUUCUCAGCAAUUUCCAAUACAUUCUCCCACCAUCUCCGUGGAGUCGCCGCUUUCCUGACUCCAACAUCACCUACUCAGUCGUCCGAGCAAAAAUCUUCUUCGGAGCAACAAUUUAGUGGAAUUAAGAGCGAUUUAGUUGAGAUUGGAGAUAGUUUUAAAUCAGGAUUCUCUUUGUUUUCUUCGAAAUUGUUGGCUUCGAAUUUGUUGCAGUUUAGUGAUGAGGUAAAGGAUCGUGAAAAUGAUGAAUAUGAAGAUGAAGAUGAAGAUGAAUAUGAUGAUGAGGAUGUUGUUGGUGUAACGGAUGAAGUUGUGGAUUUUGUUACUACGAUUUCGCAACGGCCUCAGUUGUGGACUGAUUUUCCAAUCUCUUUACCUACUGAUUUUUCCAUGUCUGAUAGUCAGAAAGAACAUGUGGCAUCCAUUGUGCAGUUUGUGCCUGGACUUGAGUCCUUGAGGCAGAAGGUUUGCCAUGAAUUAUCUGAUAGGCAAUUUUGGAUGAUCUAUUUCGUUUUAUUGCUUCCAAGGCUGAAUGGGAAUGACUUGGAGCUGUUGUCAACUCCUGAGGCAAGUUUCUCUCUGAUAAGUUAAUAUAUCAAAUAACGUUUUGCCCGCAAUUCUUUUAUAAAUUUGUGAGCAGACAGCCGUCAAGUAUCAAAUAUUUGUUUAACUAUGGAGAGAGAGUACCAAAUGGAAAAAAGGGAUUUUGAAGUUAACUAGAAGCAAUGUUGUCAAAAGCGGAAAGUGCACAAAAGCGAGAAGUCCCAUGGGGCUUGUAGCGAAAAGUGAGAAGUGAAGCGCACACUUUUCAAUUGAAGUGCACUGUUUAAGUAAUUAAAAAUUAAAUCAUAUUACAGUUAACAUAACAAAUUCAAGAAUCGAAUACACAAUAUAUCGCUGAUAUUAAUCCAAUUCCUCGGUGUUGAGAUUGAAAGAAUUAGUCAUUUCUAGUUGGGAUCACUCUUCGUGUCAUUAUUUGAAGUGCACAUUUCUCUAAAGCACAUGGCUUCAACUAAUUGCUUUAUUGCUUUAAGCGAAAAAAAUGAUGACUUUUAAUAACACUGAUUAGAAGAGUUUCUCAUUGGCGCAGUUAUUAGAACAGAAUUGAGAGAAAAGCUUUGACUUAAUUAGUCAUUGUUUGUAAGUCCAACAUGUGAGAAACUAGAUGGAAAGUGAAGAAAGAACUAAGAAAUCCCAAAAUAAUCCGAAAUAUAUCAUCCUGGAUAUUGAUAAUCCUUCAAGUUUACAAAAUUGGGUCACUUUCUAUCCAUAGUUAAAAAUAAAUGCCAAGAGAAUAAUGGAUAGGUGACUAUUAUUAAAACCUCAAAACGGUUGGCUAUUAGAAACAGAGCAGUUCAAUAGUCCUUCAAGUUUACAAAAUUGGGUCACUUUGUAGUUGAUAAGAAAUGGAUCUUAGGCCUAACCCAAUCCUAAAAUCUAGCUCAUGACGUGAGCAUUGCCCAAGAUCAUAUAAGGAGAUCAAUAACCCCAUCCAUAGUUGAUGUGGGGACUUUAGACACCCCUCCUCCCCGCGCACCCGUGCCUGCCAACUGGAGCAUGGACAACAUAAUGUAGGGGCCCAACAUCAGAUGGCUAAUCCAGCCCAAAAAUACUCUUAACAUGGUAUCAUAUUGUCCUCUUGGGCCAAGCCCACAAGGUUUUCCUCAAAAGGUCUCACGCCAGUUGUCAAGUUUGGGUGUGUGAGUAGGGAUAGUGUUAAAAGUCCCACAUUGGCUAUGGAUGGAGUUGUUAGUCUGCUUAUAUGAUCUUGAGCCCUUUUGGGAUUGAGUUAGGUUCAAGUUACAUUUCUCAUCAGUAGUAUACUUAUUAUUUUUUUAUUUUUUUGAUGAAGUGGUUUGUUAUUAACAAAAGCAUCAAGAAGAUGCAUAGUUACAAAAGUGGAGGAAAAAUGAGCUCGUACAAAGAUAACAAAAAGACUAUCAUAAGACUAAAGAAUUGAUAAAAUCCCAAAGGGAGUCUGGGUUAUGCACAGGGGUAAGAUUAACCCAGCUAAAGAGACUAAUCGGGCAUCUGGCCUUGAGUUUGGAACUGGCAGUUGAAAUACCAUCAAAACAUCUAUACGUUACCUUCUCAA
Lycium ferocissimum is the source of this 2249-nucleotide messenger RNA. RefSeq lists its product as uncharacterized. The transcript has 2 exons. Lineage: Eukaryota; Viridiplantae; Streptophyta; Magnoliopsida; Solanales; Solanaceae. The coding region runs from base 38 to 745 and encodes 235 amino acids. The record is from RefSeq and is a predicted model, not a curated record.